GAAUUUGGAGAUGGGUGGUUGCCUUCCUGAAUGGAAAAUAUUACUUGCUAAUUCUCCAUGUCUCGACACCCUUGUUCUUGAUUUUGAGUUUUCUGGAAGCGAACUUGAAAGUCAUAACAACGGUAGGGAUGAAACAGAGAAAGUACCUGGGUGUUUAAUGUAUAAAGUCAAGAUAAUUAAGUUGUUGUCAUUCCAAGGGAAGCCAUUUGAAUCGCAAGUGGUUGAGUAUCUUUUGAAGAAUGCAAAGGUUUUAGAGAGGUUUACAGUACGACUAAGUGGAAAAAAGAGACUGCGGACAAAGAUCAGCAAAGAAGUACGUGCACUAUCAAGAGUCUCAAAGAAAUGUCAAGUAACUAUUAUAUAAGUUUUUGGUCACCAUGAUUAUCAUUUUUUGUCAAACAACACCUUGCCCAAAACAUAUUUGGACGAUCAAUACCUGCUUUAGCCAAUGUAUUGGCCAUACAACAUUAAAUUUAAUGUAUUCCAGUAUGAUCUUGUUGCUAUAUGUUUGCAUGGUUUACACUUAUAGCUAAUCAAACUUUU
Molecule: messenger RNA, 543 nt
Organism: Gossypium arboreum
Lineage: Eukaryota; Viridiplantae; Streptophyta; Magnoliopsida; Malvales; Malvaceae
Product: putative FBD-associated F-box protein At5g56430
Exons: 2
Coding region: 11-364 (117 amino acids)
Source: RefSeq, a predicted model, not a curated record